Closterium sp. Naga37s-1 is the source of this 723-nucleotide messenger RNA. Lineage: Eukaryota; Viridiplantae; Streptophyta; Zygnematophyceae; Desmidiales; Closteriaceae. The record is from the annotation of a GenBank genome assembly.
AUGGAGCCUGCUCUGGCCGACAAACAUGUCAACACCUGUGCUGGGAUGGGACGUCCCACGACCUUGCUCUCUGCCCCUCGACCUUGCUCUCUGCCCCUCGCCCUUGCUCUGUCCUUCGUCCUUGCUCUCUGUCCUUCGCCCUUGCUCUCUUUCCUUCGCCCUUUGUUCUCUCCCCUUCGCCCUGUUGCUCUCUGUCCUUCGCCGUUUGCUCUCUGUGCUUCGCCCUUGCUCACUGCCCUUCGCCCUUUUCUCUCUGUCAUUCGCCCUUGCUCUCUGUCCUUCACCCUUUUGCUCUCUGUCCUUCGCCCUUUGCUCUCUAUCCUUUCGCCCUUUGCUCGCCCUCGUUCUCUGUACUUCGCACUUUGCUCUCUGUCCUUUGCCCUUGCUCUCUGUCCUUCGCCCUUGCUCUCUUUCCUUUGCCCUUGCUCUCUGUCCUUUCGCCCUCCUCUCUGUCCUUCGACCUUCCUCUCCGCCCUUUGCCCUUGCUCUCUGUCAUUCGCCCUUGCUCUCUGUCCUUUGCCCUUGCUCUCUGUCAUUCGCCCUUGCUCUCUGUCCUUCUUUCUUCCUCUCUGUCCUUCGCCCUUCCUCUCUGUCCUUCGCCCUUCCUCUCUGUCCUUCGCCUGGUCUGGGUCCUUCGCCCUUGCUGUGUCCUUCGCCCUUCGCUCUCUGUCCCUUGGCCUGCCAGGCGGUCAUGCCGCCGCACGGGUGGCGCGUGUGGGGUGA